Molecule: messenger RNA, 1014 nt
Organism: Suillus discolor
Lineage: Eukaryota; Fungi; Basidiomycota; Agaricomycetes; Boletales; Suillaceae
Product: amidohydrolase 3
Exons: 8
Molecular function (GO): hydrolase activity, acting on carbon-nitrogen (but not peptide) bonds
Source: RefSeq, a predicted model, not a curated record
GCUUCUUCUUCUCUGAACGCUGCGUCUUCGUCGUCCGCUGUGCACUCUAUGCAUGACUUUGUUGGAGCAGCGCUCCAUGAGCCGUAUCAUGACAAUCCCCACACGAAGGGAUUCAUGCGUGUGGACCCCAAAGUCUUGACUGAUGUUGUACCCAAAAUUUUAAGAGAUGGAUGGCAGGUUAACAUCCAUGCAAUUGGGACUAUGCCAACUAGUGCUGCCGCGGUCCGCACUAAUGCCAACGGUGUGGUCCUAGACACAUUCGAGGCUGCCUUGAAGGACGUCGAUAUAACUGCACUCAGACCUCGCCUAGAACAUGCCCAGAUUCUGACACAAACUGACCUGGAACGUGUCGGAAAGCUUGGAGUUAUCUCAAGCAUUCAACCCACACAUGCGUACUUUGCGGAAGAACGUCUUGGUCCUGAGCGAGUAAAGGGGUCAUAUGCCUUCCGCUCCUUACUUGACCACGGCUCUCGAUUCGCCAUUGGCUCUGACUUCUCGGUGGAAGACAUGAAUCCGCUCGCUGGGUUCCAUGCAGCCAUUACGAGACUGUCUCCUGAAAGACAAUCACCCAAUGGCCCAUCGGGAUGGUAUGGCUUUCUCGUCCAAAAAUUCUCCAUUCAACUCAUGUAUGUUUCGCAACAACGGCUGACUCACAUGGAAGCCUUGAGAGGCAUGACGAUCGAUGCCGCAUAUGCUUCAUUUACCGAAGACAGCCUGAGUUCUCUUGUUCCAGGAAAACGGGCAGACUAUGUGGUGUUAUCACAAGACAUCAUGGCUAUUCCUGUCAAUCAAAUUUUAAGCACCAAAGUUCAAGCUACAGUGAUCGAUGGGCGUGUCGCCUUUGGACAGGUCUAAGACAAGUGGUGGAUGGAGGUGUGCUAGGGUGCCACCAAAAAUUGACUUGGAGUUCUAUACAGACGGACUCCCUCGCUUACCCCCAAUUAAAUACCGUUUUUGUUUUGCUUGAAGAUACAUGAAAUAACGGGUCCAGGCAUGCCCGGAGGGCUAUUGUAU